This is a messenger RNA of Serpula lacrymans var. lacrymans S7.9, 5107 nucleotides long. RefSeq lists its product as uncharacterized. NCBI's taxonomy places the organism in Eukaryota, Fungi, Basidiomycota, Agaricomycetes, Boletales, Serpulaceae. Bases 1 to 4866 code for a protein of 1621 amino acids. Gene Ontology annotation, biological process: regulation of DNA-templated transcription. The transcript has 14 exons. The record is from RefSeq and is a predicted model, not a curated record. Gene Ontology annotation, molecular function: histone acetyltransferase activity.
AUGCGGGGUCUUCCCUUUCCAACAAACGCCUUGUAUGACCGCGAGGCCUCAAACGACUACGGCACCCCAUUCAGCAACGUCGACGACAUACCCAUCGAUCCAGCCCUCGCAGAACCAGUCAUCGACCCCGCUAUUCUUGGAGAACUGGGAAGCAAAGCUGUACUGCAGGUCCAGCCACCAAACUUCCCCCAGAGCCCCUUCUCGCCCCCCUCUCACCCUCAUUAUUCUCAAGAGCAAAGGUCUUACCAGCAGGGUCCUCAGGGAGAUCCGUUUGCUCCUCAGCCACCCGCGCCUUAUCUGCCGGUACACCAAGAGGCUCUACCGGCAACUAAGCCGCCAAAGAAAAAGAGGAAGCCCCGCCGCGAAGAAGAAUGUGGGUUCUGCCAAGGAAACGAUUCCAAGAACAAGGAAGAGAACCCUGAAGUCAUGGUCACCUGCACAGAAUGUGGACGAAGCGGCUGGCAUAUGGACUGCCUCCAACCACCAUUGCAAGAAUCACCACCGGGAAAAUGGCACUGUCCUUACUGUCCUCCUGUAGACCAAUGCUAUCCUCCUAUAUUUGACCCGCAAUUCCUAUCGUCACAGCCUGAAACAUCUAAUUCCAGCAAUAUAUCUCCUCAGCCCGUUUAUCAAACAAAAAUGGACGUUGACGUCGACAUUGAGGGUGAGGAUGAAGAAGCAGAACAGCAGGAAGAAGAGGAAGAAGAGACAGAGGAAGCGGAACCAGAAGAGGAGGAAGAUUCAACCCCUGUCCCUCAGUCGAAACGGAAAAAGAAGUCCUCGGCACGUAAGCGUGCAAAUGAAGAGGUGCCAUCUUCUCCCGUCGUGCGGCCCAUCAAACGUAUGCGCAUUCGUGUACACUCACCAGCACCGCCUCUGGUUGUCCGGUUGCGUAUUCCUCCGAAGGGUAAGGGUAAGGAACGUGAAGAUGAUGAGGAGCGCAAGAACAUUUUUGAUGACUUCUUGUCCCCUAAUGAACGAGACACAUCCAAGACGACUAUUGAAGCCUAUGAUAAACAGAGGUUCGAGAAGAGCAGACUUUCGGCGGAGGAGAAACUUGCCCCUCCACCGCUCCCACCACCACCUGCCGUUCCCGAAGUUCCCGAAACGCCUGUCGCAGGCCCUUCAUCUCGGCCACUGCGCUCAGGCACGGUCCAUCAGCUUAUCAUCCCUCCCGCUCCACCAACGCCCUCCCCUGUCCCGUCCACUCCCAGCGCUUUCCCCUCGACCCCUGGCUUUGUCCCACCCACACCUACUUCUACGAACACACUACGGAUACGUACGAUUCGAUUCGGUCAAUUCGAUAUCCAGACUUGGUACGAUGCACCGUUUCCAGAAGAGUACGCAAAUAUCCCGGAUGGUCGUCUUUGGAUAUGUGAAUUUUGUCUAAAAUAUAUGAAGAGCAAGUUUGCGUCAAGUCGACAUAGAAUGAAAUGCAAAGCUCGACACCCUCCUGGUGAUGAGAUAUAUCGAGACGGUGCAGUUUCUAUAUUUGAGGUCGAUGGGCGUAAGAAUAAGAUAUACUGUCAAAAUCUUUGUCUGCUAUCCAGAAUGUUCCUCGACCAUAAAUCCCUUUUUUAUGACGUCGAGCCCUUUCUUUUCUACGUCAUGACUGAGGUCGACGAUGUGGGCGCGCGAUUCGUGGGAUAUUUUAGCAAGGAAAAACGCAGUCCAAAGGACUACAACGUCAGUUGCAUCAUGACGCUGCCUGUACGCCAGAGACAAGGUUGGGGAGGCUUACUCAUCGAUUUCAGUUAUCUACUCUCGAAGAAAGAGCAGAGAUCUGGGUCGCCCGAGAAGCCCCUUUCUGGGCUAGGCGCUCUAGGUUAUAAGAAUUAUUGGACACUGGCAGUGAUGCGAUAUCUUGCAACGGCUCCUGACGACCCCCAUCUUGAAGAUAUCAGCAAAGCAACUUCCAUGACGAUCGAGGACAUCCACGUCACGCUCACGCAGCAAAACAUGAUAUUUCAUCGAGAGGCCACUCCACAACCUGUUCGGCCUACUCCGGGGCAAUCAAUCAAGUUCCCGCGAGGGCGGAAAAACGGAAUUGCGCGGAAACACUUGCAGCGCAAUCAGCUACAAGACGAGGAGGGCACAAAGACGCCAUUCUCGCCUCCCACGCACUAUGAUAUCCGAUGGGAUAGAGAAAAGGUCAAACAGUACCUGGAAAAGUGGGAGGUCAAGGGGUAUCUAAAACUGAAACCUGAGCGGCUAAAGUGGACGCCAUUUGUCCUUGCGAGAACAAAGAACGUGGAGGUUUUGCAGACACCCACAGGCGAGGCGAGUGGAUCUGUUGAUGGGUCUACGAAGACAGCCGUUACGCCUGCGGAAGAUAUUGGUGUGGGUGGAAAUGCGACCAAGUUUCCGAUACCUGCCACAGACGCUCAAAAUACUGAAGGGAUGAUCACACAGGAUACGGGCGCAGUCAAUGUUACGGCUUCUCCCGCUGCCCGUCUAUUUGACGACGAACCAGUGAUUGAAGUGGAGACGCCUCUUCCAAAGAAACAUCUUCGAAAUCAUAAGCCGAGCGGUGUCGAAACACCCCGCACAGGAUUCUCGCGGAAUCACUCAAAUCGCCUCAAAGUAACUAACUUGCGUUCAGCCACACGUCGUCAUACACCCUCAGCAUUGGCAUCGGCUCUCCCGGUAGAGGCGGAACAAACUGCUGAACUCAUUGAAAACGGUGCUAUGGAACAGGGUGCCUUAACUCCAGCGUCCCAAAAACGCCGACGUGCUCGUGUACCUCGUACGAAACCACUAAAGAGUCUAACUGACAGGGAAAUGUCCGCAGAUGUGAAGAGGACGACUUCGCCUGUUCUAACACCGACCUCUGGGUUGCCUCGGAAGCGACAAAGGGUGGAGAGUCCCGAAUGCGAGAGUGUGGCAGAGGAGACCCCGAUCAUCGUCAAUGGACACAAUCGAGAUGAUGGUGAUGAUCAAGGACAGCCAUCUGUUGAACAUCAUUGUCCGAUUGAAACGCUUGAACCGCCGUCGAGUGCUCAAUCUCAACCUUCUAUUGCUGAAAAUAACAGGGAGAUGGAACUGCCACCUACCGUACUAACUGUCAGUGACGCGACGCCGGCUCCGAAAGGUGGGAUGAAUGGGCAGGUGGAACAGACGGAGCAUGUUGAUGUGAAAUCAGAAGACACAGGAACGCCUCUUACGGGGUCGACGAGUCGACAUAGCGUUCCGAGUGAUGAUACGGUCUUUAUGGCCGAGCAUGUCAAUGCGGACAAUGUUGGUGGGAAAGAGGGUGCUGUGGAGAGGGAGAGAGUUGAAAUGGCAGAGAGGGACGAGGAUGGGGCUGCAGAGGACGUGGAGGAGACGGGACGUGUGCUGAGAGUUGAUGAGUUCGGCUGUGGCCCUGAGUUUACGAGCAGUUUGGUUCUGUUGGAGGAGUGGCGCAAGGCAAGAGGUCGCGAGCGGCUCAGGGCGGUUCACUGGUUCGCGAGGAUGGAUUCACAGACUCACAGUGACCCUGGCAUGUCCUAUAGCCAUAUCCCCCUCAACGACAGAAGAGACCAAUCCCUCCAGUCAUCCGUAAACGUCUCCAGUCUAAAUCAAGCCCUCGGUUCCCAUCUCACUCCCCUCGGUCCCCGCCCCCCUUUCCCUACCCACGACACCUACAGACUAUCAGAUUCUCCCCCAAAUAUCAUAGAUCCCACUGGCUCGUCCCAAAGAGCACCCGUCCCAGGUCCCCCACACUCCCCCAUACACGACUUCUCAGUUCCUCUCCAGCCAGACAGCCAGGCAAGCGCACUAAAGCGCAAACAAGGUGAUGUUCUUGGACAUCCCCAGCUCGGCGGAAAACGACGAAGAGAUGAAGACAUGACCGAUGCCUUUGAUUCAGAUGGCGCACAUGGCGCCAAGCACUGGUCUGAUGAAGAGAAAUCAAAGUUGUUCAACUGGCUAAUGGGCCCAGGCGAAGAUGAUCACUGGAAUGCCCUACGCGCCACAAAGAAUUCCUGUCUCAGAGAGUGUGCCGCCGACGUGUUCGGUGGAAAGAAAACAUACCAAGCGUUGAAAGGUUGCUAUGAGCGCAACUUUAAUCUAUUCAAACAGAUCUAUGCCUUUGAGGCUUUUAAUUUACAGAUAGGCAAUGGUCCCGUGAACUCAAUCAAUGAAGGUGACCGUUUGCGUGAGUUUGAGCGACGACUGCAGGGCGCACGAAAGGCAGGCUGUGACGUCGGUAAUGUUCAUGCUAGAACCAUAGAUCAUUGGCACCGCUCUGGAUGGUACAAUCUGUUUUAUCGCAGAUGGAACGGCGACCCAGCAACUACGCGGCCAAUAGCUCGACCGAAUCAUACAGGGACCUCAGUUUCAGGCGCCGGCGAUGACGGGGAAGUGGAUGAUGAACCCCCAAUGGAUUUUACAGAGCCUGCGCAGCCGCAUCCUAUUUCUCAUCCUCAAAACGGUACACCUCCCCAGCCGCUACGUUAUCAUCCUUCAGAAUACAGCAUUUCGGAUGCCGUUCCUCUGAAUAUUCCCAGUCGUACACUCAGCACGGUCAGCCAACCAUCACCAUCAUUGUCGUCAGCGGAUCAGCCUAUUGUCAAUAUUGCCGUUCCUCAGAACACGAUAUCCGCUUGCGUCCAGCUCUUACAGCUUCAGUCCCAAUACAGCAAACUCAAAGUGGAAUAUAUGCGGCGUCGAGAAGAGAGGGAGGAAAAGGACAGUACACUGAGGAGAGAGAUGGAUCGCUUGCGGCAGGAACGUGAGGCUGCUGAAUGGGAACACACGAAACAAACGGCCAGUGUCAAGCAAAAGGCGCAACUGGCAACCGAACUGUUGGCCAAUCCUUCGGUAGAUUCUUCUGUGAGACAGGCAGCUGGUGACUAUUUAAAGAGACUUUUUGUGACGGAAUAAUGCAUUGAGUAGUUUUUUAGUUUUUUUUUUUUUGAUCCUUAUUUGAUUGUCGUUUCGUUCGAACUAUGACACUAUUGACCUUUGGACAUGGCUGUUAAACUUAAUUAUUGGUUUUUUGUUUGCUUUGAUUGGAUCCAAGUUGUAUUAGUCUUUGCUGUAGCCUCAUAUCUGAUUUUCAUUGCUCUAUUUCGACAUGAAUUUGAUUUCGAAUAGUAUGUAGGUCUCCUACGUUUUCGCUGUG